Messenger RNA from Sphenostylis stenocarpa, 675 nucleotides. NCBI's taxonomy places the organism in Eukaryota, Viridiplantae, Streptophyta, Magnoliopsida, Fabales, Fabaceae. The record is from the annotation of a GenBank genome assembly.
AUGAAAGGGAAAACAUUCCUUAUGAGUGGCUUCAUGAAUGAGCCCGAGUUGCCGCCUCAACAACUUGAAAGUGCACUCAACAGGCAUGCUAAUCUCAGAGGUCCCCUUGCAUCAUAUGCCAGUCAACCAACUAUAAAAUCAACACUUAGUAGAUCAACUUUAGCAGUUCUUGGUCUCGCAAAUGAAACUCACGUGCAGCAAAUUUUGUCAACUUCGUUACACUCUUCUGACACAAGAAUUUGGUUACUGGACCAAUUGAAAAUUGUUGUCGACAAGAUUGAUCGACUUCUAGGGUUUCUUGACAUCCAAAGGGAGGAUACAGAAAAACAAAUUUAUACUGUGACUUCGAAUCAGGAAUGCAGUCUUUUCAGAGUCUGUGACCAUCCCGCAUUGGGGCAUGCAUCCAGUCGUAUCAUAGUUUUCAGGAUAUCCAGGCAGCCUACUUCUAGGAAUGGGACGCACGCAUACGAUCCCUUGACACAUAUGCCAAUGGAAGUUCUUGAAACAAACCUCAUAAAAACAUGUGGGCAUGGCGGCAUCAAAUUUGACUCCACUAGAACCCCAUUUAAAACGUUUCACGAGCAAAAAUUUUCCCUUGCAAAUAUUUUGGUGCAAGAGACUUGGGGAACAAAAUCAACAAAACCUGUUCCUGUCCUGCCCGGCGUCCCAAGUUAA